AUGCCCGGAACGAGUUGGGUGAAAAUCGCCAAGCUCACGUCGCCACGCUGGAACGCCCGGAACGAGCUUGGCGAAAAUUGCCGAGCUCACGCUGCGCCGUUUGUCAUCACGGCGCUUUCCUGCGACCGCGCGUUGUCGACGCAGCACAGUUGGCGCAAGGAUACAACAUACGUUGCGAAUCACAAGGUGGACGACCUGAAGAAGCAUAGAGCGAUGGCCAUCGUUCGAUGCGAUUGGCGCGCGAUCGAGGCUGCGGCCACUCACAUCGACCAGGCGAAGUCCGCCCCGGGUGUCCUGGGUCACUUUCGCCAUCCAAAGGGGCCCGAACAUGCCCGCGGCGAGAUCGGCUUCCAGCUGGCAGACACGGCCCUGCACGUCAGCCGGAAGGCGCAGCCCGCGGCGCUGGCUGACCAGCUGCUCUUCGCGCAGCUGGGUCGGGCGCGGGCCAAGGCGCUUCCAAUCUGGGGCGUCAUGUGCCCAGAAGGCGACAGCAAGGACCCGCGCAAGGUCUUGGAGCGGUGCUGCGUGAUCAUCGUGGCGCUCCGAUCACGCGCCAUGUUGGUCGGCGGGGCCCUCGUGCUGGCGCCCGCCGUGGCCUCCGGAAAGUUCGUCGGCAGCGGCACGUCGUUCUGCAUGGGUCUCCUCGCGGGGUCGUACGCCGCGCACACGCUGCUGUGGGUCUGGUACGCCUGCCGCGAGGACAUGGACUCCCCCGCGCUGAGGCUGGCGAUGCUGGUGCCGGGAGGCGCGUCGAUGCGCGCCAAGGGGUUGCUGCGCGGAGCGCUCGCCGGCGCCCGCACGAGAGCGCCACUAGGGAAAUUGAGCGGCAAUUAUUUGUUGGGGCAUGUGCUUUCGCUCAACGAAGUGCUCCUGGCGUCGCUAGCAAACCCGACCAUUGUUCUUGCCGUUGCCGUCAUGAUGCUGAGCAUCAUUUGCAUCAUCCGCCGGCAUUUGGACCUAGACUCCAGUUUCGAGAAGGAUAUAAUGACGUUCGGGCUGAUCACAGGAAGCUUGCAUCUGCCCAAAAUCGCGGCCGCAUGUGUGAUCGCUACCCCGUGUUACCACACGCAGACCGAGGACUACAUGGAGACAGACGAGGCCGCUGGGACCUUCCUGAUGGCAUACUCCACGGAAGAGAGCUCCGAGAAGCGCUGGAGACACAUCGCCAUUCAGUCCAUGCGAUUCCUCACUGCCUCGGAUGGCCUAGAGAACCAAGGUUGGGAGACCAACCGCCUUGCAAAGAACAUCCUCCUGAAAUGCGCUGUGGCCGCAGCGCCGAUUUCAUAUUACCCAGGGCUACAGCUGAGUCUCGUCCAAUGCAUGAUGUUCUCUUUCACCGCCUGGCAAUUGAGAAACUUCCCUUACCAGCUCAAGAUGCUCAACAUCGUUGGGGCCGUCUCCCUUGACGCGCUGAACCCUUUCGACGCGCACGGCCUGCUGGCGAUCAACGCCCUCAGGCUGGCUUCGCUGUCCCUCUGGGCGAAGUUCAGGCUGGACGACGAGCACGAGCCGUUCACAAAGGUUCGCGGCGUGCCCUCUUGA
This is a messenger RNA of Prorocentrum cordatum, 1542 nucleotides long. NCBI's taxonomy places the organism in Eukaryota, Dinophyceae, Prorocentrales, Prorocentraceae. The record is from the annotation of a GenBank genome assembly.